AGUCCCGCCCCCCUGACAGCGCCUCGAGCCGCCGCCGCGAGAGCAUCCUCCGCCCAGAGCCGCUCCCGCCGCCAGAGCCGCCCCCGUCGCCGCCGCCGCCGCCUCCGCCGAGGGAAGGGAAGCGUAUCGUAUGUCCGCUAUCCAGAACCUCCAGCCCUUCGACCCCUUUGCGGAUGCAAGUAAGGGUGAUGACCUGCUCCCGGCCGGCACUGAGGACUACAUCCAUAUAAGGAUCCAGCAGCGCAACGGCAGGAAGACCCUCACCACAGUCCAGGGCAUCGCGGAUGACUACGAUAAAAAGAAACUGGUGAAGGCCUUCAAGAAGAAAUUUGCCUGCAAUGGUACUGUAAUUGAGCACCCCGAGUAUGGAGAAGUGAUUCAGUUGCAGGGUGACCAGCGCAAGAACAUCUGCCAGUUCCUCGUGGAGAUUGGACUGGCUAAAGACGACCAGCUGAAAGUCCACGGGUUUUAAGUGCCUGUGGCCACUGGAGCUUUAUGCAAGAAGAUAUCCUUACCAUGAAAUUCCCACCUCUCCCUUGUCAUAAGUUUAAAACCAGCCGGUUUGUGUAAUGUAACGAUCUUGGGUCCACUGUUGAGUCUGGACUGUUGUAAUUGGUGAUGUAAUAAACUGACACGAGCCCAUGCUA
Poecile atricapillus (Black-capped chickadee) is the source of this 647-nucleotide messenger RNA. RefSeq names its product eukaryotic translation initiation factor 1 (gene EIF1). The transcript has 4 exons. Gene Ontology annotation, cellular component: eukaryotic 43S preinitiation complex. The coding region runs from base 131 to 472 and encodes 113 amino acids. NCBI's taxonomy places the organism in Eukaryota, Metazoa, Chordata, Aves, Passeriformes, Paridae. Gene Ontology annotation, molecular function: RNA binding; ribosomal small subunit binding; translation initiation factor activity. Gene Ontology annotation, biological process: translational initiation. The record is from RefSeq and is a predicted model, not a curated record.